ACUACAAUGAUCUUACGCAUGCGCGUUGACUUAGACGGAAAUUCAAGCAGCUGUCGUACUUCGUGCCCAGUCUGACGAGCUCUAGCAUAGUUUUUGUUAUUUACUCUUUUUAUCAUGGGCAAACGAGCACUUAUCAUUCUCGCUGAAGGAGCGGAGGAAAUGGAAGCAGUUAUAACAAUUGAUACUCUACGUCGUGGUGGGAUUGAUGUUACAGUUGCUGGACUUGCUGGAAAAGAUACUGUUAAGUGCAGUCGGAUGGUGUCUAUUGUUCCAGAUACAAGUCUAGAGGAAGCUCAUGCAACCUCACCUUAUGAUGCAGUUAUACUUCCCGGUGGCCUGAAAGGAUCUGAACUUCUUAGUGAAUCCCCUUUAGUUGGACAAAUCUUGAAGCAGCAUGAAAAUGGAGGGCAGAUUAUUGCAGCAAUUUGUGCAGCUCCUAUUGCCUUUAAAUCUCACAGCAUUGCCCUUGGCAAGCAAAUAACAUCUUAUCCCAUCAUGAAGGAGCGGCUAGUUGAAAAUUAUAAAUAUGUUGAUGAGAGAGUCAUGGUAGAUGGUAAUGUGACAACCAGUCAAGGGCCUGGCACAGCAUUUGAAUUUGCUCUGUCAUUGGUAAACCAACUCGCUGGCAAGGAAGCAGCUGACCCACUGAUCAAUCAAAUGCUCUUAAAAUUGAAAAUGUAGGCAGUCUAUAAAGUUUCUGGACUAGAUGUGUUAAUGGCCAAAAAACCUGUAAGCAGUUACUCAUAAUAAAUUUACAAUAGAUAAUGAA
Molecule: messenger RNA, 769 nt
Organism: Daphnia magna
Lineage: Eukaryota; Metazoa; Arthropoda; Branchiopoda; Diplostraca; Daphniidae
Product: protein dj-1beta-like
Exons: 6
Coding region: 115-681 (188 amino acids)
Biological process (GO): guanine deglycation, glyoxal removal; protein deglycation, glyoxal removal
Cellular component (GO): cytosol; nucleus
Molecular function (GO): protein deglycase activity
Source: RefSeq, a predicted model, not a curated record